Messenger RNA from Staurois parvus, 490 nucleotides. The record is from the annotation of a GenBank genome assembly. Lineage: Eukaryota; Metazoa; Chordata; Amphibia; Anura; Ranidae.
UCAUGCUGCUGCCAGGUCCACAGUGUCUCAUGGGUCCCUGUACGGCCUCCCAUUGCUGCUGUCUCCAUCGCCACACUCUGCCAUGUGCCACUUUCAGGUCUCCUCACACUGCUGGUGUGUUCCAUUUUUUGUCAUAGGGUGCUGGCAGAUUACGGGCCUCCCAUUGCUGCUGCCAGGCCCCUAAUCUGCCAUGGGCCCCUGUACCGCCUCCUCAUGCUGCUGCCAGGUCCACAGUGUCUCAUGGGUCCCUGUACGGCCUCCCAUUGCUGCUGUCUCCAUCGCCACACUCUGCCAUGUGCCACUUUCAGGUCUCCUCACACUGCUGGUGGUUUCCAUUUUUGUCAUAGGGUGCUGUAUGGCCUCCCAUUGCUGGCUGCCUCCACCGCCACACUGUGGCUCCACACACUCUGGUUUUGGCCCCGUGACUGCCCAAAUGAGUGAAGUGUGCGGUGAUUCUAAGAUCGACGGCACUCAUCUGCAUGUCAUACUG